GAUACAUAACAAUUUUCCUUGCAGAAUUUUUCUCGUUUCAUUCAUUCAAAAUUAUUAUAUUUCUCUAUCCAUGAAAGAAGAUUAAGUAAGGAGGAAAUGAAUUUUCAAAAUUUGAAUCGUUUGAACGCCCUAGCAAACGUGGUCUCGGGAAACUUUUUGCCGAUGACGAAUAUAAAUGAGAAAUCGUCCGUAAUUUCGAAAAUCUAUUUCGUCAUCGUUUGGAUAAUACAACUGAUGUACCUGGCUUCCUGCACCCUCGGACUUUUCAACGUGUCGUGGGAAAGAGCGUUGAAGGAUGGCACAGUGAACAUGGUGCUCUUGCUCGAAGUGAUAAUCUUGAACGUAUAUUUGCACAGUCGUAAAAAGUUGUUGCGUGAAUUGAUCGGCAAGUUGAAUCAGAUUCUGAUCAACGAGGACGAAAUAUUUCGUAACGUGACAAUCAGCACGACGAAAAUGUUGGAAAAACCUUCGAGGAUAUAUAUAAUUGUUAACGUUAUUUCGAUUAUCGUUUGGAUAUCGUCGCCUUUGAUCAAAUUGUUUCAAAAGGAUGAGUUUUAUCACGAGGAUUUCGUAAUGCCAGCCGUUUUCUCCAACCAACCUUUCUCAACGGGUGUUUUUAUUUCCGGCGUUUUCCUUCAGUUGUUCGGCGGUGAAUAUUUGUUGUUUAGGAAGAUCAGUCUGGACCUGUACACGAUGCAUUUGAACCUUUUAAUAACGUCACAAUACAAGUAUCUUAGAAUCAAAUUUGCUACUAUACUCAAAGAAAAUGGUGAAAGUGCAAAGGACAAUGAUAAAACGAUCAGGCAGGAAAUGAAGUUGUUAAUCCGCCAUUUUGAAACUGUAAUCGAGAUGACUGGUAUAUUGAAGAAAUUGCUUUCUCCGAAUAUUGGAAUUCUUUACUUAAACUACGUUUUUCGAUUCUGCUUUCUCAGUUUUAUGUUCGCAACGACUUCGCUUUCGGAAAAACUUACGUAUACGAUAAUUGUUUCAUAUACAACCGGUGCUUUGAUACAAUUUUACAUAUUGUGUUAUUGCAUUCAAGAUUUAUUUGAAGCGAGUACAUCUAUAGCAGAUGAUGUGGUGUAUGAAAAAUGGUACUCUUACGACGUACGCUUUCAACGCGUAAUUCUUAUGAUAAGUUUGGCUAACGAAUUAAAGUGUAAAAUAUCCAAUUUUCAAAAUAUUGAUUUAACGUUACCAUCUUUUAUGUCGGUAGGUCUUUAUGAUUGUAUUAUAUUAAAAUAA
This is a messenger RNA of Apis mellifera (honey bee), 1245 nucleotides long. RefSeq names its product odorant receptor 22c-like. The record is from RefSeq and is a predicted model, not a curated record. Gene Ontology annotation, molecular function: odorant binding; olfactory receptor activity. Bases 97 to 1245 code for a protein of 382 amino acids. The transcript is spliced from 4 exons. Gene Ontology annotation, cellular component: plasma membrane. Gene Ontology annotation, biological process: detection of chemical stimulus involved in sensory perception of smell; sensory perception of smell. NCBI's taxonomy places the organism in Eukaryota, Metazoa, Arthropoda, Insecta, Hymenoptera, Apidae.